Messenger RNA from Sorghum bicolor (sorghum), 1115 nucleotides. RefSeq names its product PLASMODESMATA CALLOSE-BINDING PROTEIN 5. Bases 1 to 828 code for a protein of 275 amino acids. The transcript is spliced from 6 exons. The record is from RefSeq and is a predicted model, not a curated record. Lineage: Eukaryota; Viridiplantae; Streptophyta; Magnoliopsida; Poales; Poaceae.
AUGGAAAGCUACACUAUUGUGCUGCUUCUCCCGUUCACCCCGCCUGCGCUCGCUCGUUUUCUCCCUACCCGCAACUCGGCGACCGCCGCUGCUGCCACUGCUGCUGGUAUAGUAGCAUCGUCGGUCCCUUCGCCAGGCUUUCGUCGGGUCUUCGCCGGCGACGAGCACCCGCCAGCACAUUGUUACGGUAGCAGGUGGUCUUUGAGAAUGUUGGUGGUUAGAGAGUGGAACAGUAAAAUGUUUGGCAAAAGAUUGCACGGAUUCCUGCUCCUGCUCGUCUUCCUUCUGGCAAACGUAGCAGGCAGCCAUGCUGAAACCACCGUCGAUCCAGAUUCAGUGGACGGCAGCAAGAGGAGGUCGCUGGCCACCAGCUUGUUCUGUGUGGCGAAACAGGGCGCGGACCCGACGGCUCUGCAGAUGGGACUGAACUGGGCGUGCGGGCCGGGGCAAGCGAACUGUGCGCCCAUUCAGCCCGGCGGGUCGUGCUACAAGCAGGACAACCUGGAGGCGCUAGCGUCCUACGCCUACAACGACUACUACCAGAAGAACUUUGCCACCGGCGCCUCUUGCAACUUCAACGGCACGGCCGCGACCACCACCUCUGAUCCCAGCUCGGGGCAGUGUGUCUUCACAGGAAGCUCCAUGGCAGGAGGCAGCACGCCGGCUGCGAGCGCCCCCAGCGGCCUCUCCCCGCCGUCAACGUUCACGCCGGGCAUCGGGAGCCCUUCCAACACCCUGAUCCCUCUGGACGGCGCGGAGAGCCUAGUGUCCAGCGCCCGGUGGGCGAUCUGCGCCCUGCUGCUGGCGUUGCCGCUCUUCUUCCUCUGACCACCAGCGGCGGCAGAUGAGACGGGGGCAGUGCUUGCUAGUAGAGCGCUAUAGCUUACUGUGUUUAUGUUCUUGGGUAGAUCGCUCUCGCGUGGCGGUGUUGGUGUACAUGUCAGGGUUGCGUUUGGAUGUGCUGGGAUGGGAGAUUACAUAAAGAUGCUACAGAGAUCGAUUCAUAUGUAGACAGUGGACUGGACUCCGAUCCGCCGUGUUUCCGUGUGUUCUAGUCUCGGAUUAGUUCCUGUAUAUAGCAGAAACCAGAUGUAAAUGAUCACGCUGCACACGUA